AUAGAGAACAAUGUCGGCUAUAGAUGUGACUUGUUAACCGAAAUCUAAGGGAAACCCAUGCGUGUACCACAUGCCCCACACGUUAAACAAGGUGAUUUGUGCUGCGUUUUUUUUCCCUUGGUUGUUUCUACCUCUAGAAUUAAUUGGGGAUAGACCCUAUAUAAAGAGAGUCAAGGACUUAGCAAGAACAUACCAAAAUUAAGCUUCAAAGAAGAGAAAAAUGGCAAAUAAGUACCAUAUUCGCUCAAUUAGUUUACCUUCUAGAUCUCACCCUAGCACCAUUAGAGUGGAGGAGGAGCUGAGCAAGCUAAAGACUUGGGAAGGAAAAUCGACACCCUCUUUAGAGUCCAUUCAGAAUGGCCUGUCCUUGCUUCAAGAACUGUACCUUGCUUUGGAUGAUCUUCUCAACAUGUCAUCCACCCAACAAGUGAUUUCUCUCCACAAAGGUGACAAAUGUGUGGAAGAAGUGUUGGAUGGUUCUAUGAGAAUUUUGGAUAUGUGUGGCAUCACAAGGGACACCUUGUUGCAGAUCAAGGAAAAUGUCCAAGCCCUUCACUCUGCCCUUCGAAGAAGAAAAGGAGAUUCAAGUGUUGAAACGAGUGUGGCUGAGUACAAAUUCUUCGCUAAGAAGAUGAAGAAGAAUGUGAACAAGUUGAUCACAUCAUUGAAGCAUAUGGAUUCCAAGUUUGGGGUGUCCCCACUUUUGGAUCUUGAUCACCACCUUGCUUCUGUGACUAGAGUGCUGAGGGAAGUCAUUGUGAUAAACUUGUCGGUGUUCCAAUCUAUUUUGUCAUUCUUGACCGUGUCUUCGUCGAAAUCGAAGGGAACGAAAUGGUUGCUGGUGGCAAAACUGAUGCACAAGGGGGUAAAACCGUCUGAGGAGAACUCAGAGAAUGAGAAUGAGUUGUGUUGUGUGGAUAUGGCUUUGAGCACUCUUCUAAAUGAAGGUGCUCAUGAUGAGAGCAUUCGGGUAGCGCAUGAAAGAUUGGAGGCUUUGGAGAAUGCCAUUGAAAGUGUUGAGAAUGGCUUGGAGAGUGUUUUUAGGCGCUUGAUUAAAACCAGAGCUUCCCUUCUCAAUAUAAUCUCUCAGUAGGGUACUUUCAGUACCAAUUUUUCUACAAAUCCUAAUAUGCAUACAAAUUUUAGGAGUAUGCUAAGGAAUGAUUUGUACAUGAUUUGUAUAUGUAUACAAUCCAGAAGUAAUACAAUGAUUUCUGUUACUUAUUU
Molecule: messenger RNA, 1227 nt
Organism: Vigna unguiculata (cowpea)
Lineage: Eukaryota; Viridiplantae; Streptophyta; Magnoliopsida; Fabales; Fabaceae
Biological process (GO): root development; shoot system development
Source: RefSeq, a predicted model, not a curated record